Molecule: messenger RNA, 3375 nt
Organism: Ascochyta rabiei
Lineage: Eukaryota; Fungi; Ascomycota; Dothideomycetes; Pleosporales; Didymellaceae
Exons: 1
Coding region: 1-3375 (1124 amino acids)
Source: RefSeq, a predicted model, not a curated record
AUGGCGGGGUUCGCAGAGCCAGACACGGUUCCUACACAACGCGUCUUCUAUCGCCCAGCACCAGUACCCGAACGAGAGCCGGCUCCUCGACGCGCGCUUCCCAACGGACCCUGCAAUUACCGCGACGCCUCGGUUGGCCCCUGUGGAUGUGACCAGUUCUGGGACAAGAGCAGCGCCGAGAUCCACGAUGGUAGCACUCACCACCGUCCCCCGAGCGAGCGCGUGCCCUGGUGUGUCUGCGGGCAUCAUGCUUGCUUCCAUCUAAGAACGUCGCGCGCGCCUGAACAGCCUCCUUCCGCCACGCAAACAGGCGCAAAGCACUUGGAGCAGCAAGUGAAUGUAGAAGAAGCGCCGAGUGCCCACGAGGAGCGGAUACAAAAGUCGUUUCAUGGCAGUAGCCAGCGACUCCAGCGACCAGCCGCUUCUGAAGCCAAUGGGUCCGGUCGCAUGUUGCAGAGUCGGGACACACCAUCGCAGGUCAGCACAACUGGCCUGCCAGGACUCCCCUCGAUGUGCAUGCUCCCUCAUGACCGGCGCCCAGCGGCUGACGAUGAAGCUAGACAUGCUGUGAACAGGCCUCGCGGAAGUGUAGCGGGCCUUGGAUUGUCCAUGUUGAACAUGGAGAGUAUGCGAAGUAUUAACCGUCAGCAGUCUGCCUCACCCACCGUUGCCGAUGACAGCGUUCCACCGCCGCUCCAGAGAGCCUUCAGCGAGCCAGAGCGGGCCUCUACCAGAGACAGCUCGAUGCCUGCUGAUUCGAUCAGACUACUCAGCGAUCUCCGCGGCCCCCUCGAGCAGAUCAAGGAGUUCAAUCGCAAUCUACACCUCGAUGUUGCCGGCGACACCAUUCCCAAUACGCUAGACCCCCACGACUUCAUACAAAGCGCUACUGAGGCUGCAACACCUAGCAUUCGAGGUACACCCGACCUACGUGCCGCCGAUAAUGCUGUGCAGCAAGGAAAGAAGCUCAUUGAUGCGCUGUCUCGACUGACUUCGAACAAGCCAGGACCGAAUGGUUCGCCGAACAAGCCGGCCAGUGUCACUUCCGUACCGAGUCAGCGCCUUCGGCAGAUCAACUCGCCUUCAGGUCAGCAGGAAGAGCAGCUACAGAAGGUGCUCAGGUCUGCAUCGCCUCAAGACCUCCAGAAGCUCGUCUCGUACCUAGCACCGCUGCACAAUUUGUUAAACUCUAUCCCCAACGUGGCCAAGACCAUGAGGGAGCUAGGAAGCCGUCUGGACGUGCUGGAGAACGGAUCUUUCAACUACGUGCAGCCAGAAGAUCUUCAUCAGACCCUUGAGAUGUAUGAUGACAGACUCAUCACUGUUGAACACCGCAUGGAUGAGCAUGACAGAAUGCAUCAAGCUAUUGAUGCUGACGAUAGCAGCUUCUCGCACAGCAGACGUCGUAUUGACAACGUCACAGGAUCGUUCACUUCUAACCAGUCUCUGCAAUCAACAACCUCCUCGGCUCUGAUUCUUGCUGCCAUGGACCGCAAGGACAAAGAAGCUGAGCUUGGUGAUAUCAAGGACCGACUGGAGGUUUUGGAAUCUGCAGCACUGCCAACUAUGCUCAACCCGUGGGAAGUCGAAGUUAUAUUGCUGCCCUGGGGUCGUGAACUGCGUGGCAUCUGGUUCUCACCUGAUCAGCCAAUGCACGAUUCCUCCAAACCUACUACGCAGGACUCCGAAGAAUGGACACAAGCCAGGACCUUGAAGCUAGCGCAGAGUCUCCAGAAUCUACGAGACACUGAUUCGAGUCCCAAUCCUGGCGUCAAGGGCGUAUUUAGCGAUACCGAGAGUGGAUGGAGUAGUCAAGCCAUCAGUGACUGGGCAUCUGGGUCGACCGACGACUGGCUGUACCCCAAAGCAUGUGGAGCUAACAAUCUGGUGUACAAGCGCCUCUUUAGUCGAGGGUUCAUUCGCAACGUCACUUUGCAGAGCGCCAGCGCUCGAGACAUCCAAGCUACAUUGUCCCAUGCGUUCAGCGAUGUCAUGGAGUGGUUGCACUUUACUGAUCGAGAUGAGGACCAGAUGGUCGCCACACACCCUGCUCUGAGAGCCUCCUUCAUUCCACUCAGAAAGGUAAUGAAGGAAUCCAAGCUUCGUUUCCUCACUCCCAGUGAGAUGUCGAGCUCCGCACAUUGGUCAGCGCAGUUCCUCGCCGCUGGUGUGAUCAUGCGGGUAUCAGGCGGUAAGAGGAGGCUGUACGUCACACAACGUGAGGCAUAUGUGCAACGUAGCGACGAGAUGGGCAGCUCAUGGACCUGGCCAGAGUUGCGGCAGCUGCCUCGGUACCAACCGGACCAGGACUUGCAAAUGGACGGUAACGAUGAGCACUGUCAGCCAGUUCCAGAGGCGGAUGCGAAGGAGGCAUGCUGGCAAUACGCUGCUACAUACGACGCUCCUCCUGUCAGUGUCCAGUCCUCAUUCAGCAGCCAUCAGUCAGUCGAGUUAUCUAUGCGCCCAGCAGAUCGGCAGUGGCGCCGAUCGAUCACACCCAGUUCUAUCCUGAAGAAUAGGCAGCAGCAGCCUCUCUCGCCUCUAAGCUUGUUCCGUCAACAACGACCUAGAUCCUUGAGCCGCACAGUGUCGACUUCGGUCCUUGAGGUUCCAGGAUCAGCGAAGCGACGUCUCAACUCAUCUCCUACCAAGCACGCAUCAUCGCAGCCAUUGCACGCACGUGCUCCAAGUGUUUCGGUAGCUCGGCUCAAACGUCGGCGGGUCACAUACUCGUCGUCGCCACGACAAGAAGAGGCUGCUCCUGAAGAAGCCCAAGUCACUGUCUGCAAUCCCACUCCGCGACGCUCAAGGGAGCCACCAUCUCCUCAUUUCACGCAUCCUGCCCUUCCAAGGUCAAGCUCGGACGUAACAAGCCGUCCUAGUCAGCGAUCCACGACCCGUACAAGCAAUCCUGCAGCGUUCGCAUAUGCUACACCAGCCUCGGGUCCGUUCAUUGGCGGUCCUGCUUUUGGUGGCUACAACCAGGGAGGAGACACAGAGCCUGACGAUGACGAUGACGGCAAUGAGGAUGCUGACGACGCCGAUGAUGAUGACGACGGCGAGCAGAGCUGGCACGGGGUUACCGACGGUGACGAGGUCAGCGUAUCAUCUUCCGACUCGGGUGUCGGCGUCGGCGCACAAGAGAUGGUGAGCUUCUCGGGCGACGACAGUGGCUUUGAGUCAGAGAAUGAUGCCUCACAAUCAGAAGGAGACAGAACUCCCACCGCACAACGAAGGCGACUUGAUGAAGACGAAGACGAAGAUGAAGAUGACGAUGUGGACGGUGGUGACGGUGACGAGAUUUUCGAUACGUUGCUAGAGGUAUUGGAACCCAGACACCACCAGUGCACAUUAUAUGAGUGCGAUUCUUCAUAG